Phascolarctos cinereus (koala) is the source of this 1895-nucleotide messenger RNA. It is a transcript of the gene CABP7, whose product is annotated as calcium binding protein 7. NCBI's taxonomy places the organism in Eukaryota, Metazoa, Chordata, Mammalia, Diprotodontia, Phascolarctidae. Gene Ontology annotation, cellular component: trans-Golgi network membrane. Gene Ontology annotation, molecular function: calcium ion binding. The record is from RefSeq and is a predicted model, not a curated record.
AGAGCCCAGAGCCCGAGGAGCCUGAGCCGGAGGCGCGGCCGCGGCCGCCGCGGAGCGAGCUGUCCCUGUCCCUGGGCAGUCGGCUAGGCGGGCAGGCGGACUGCUGCCCCGGGCUCGAACACCCUCCCCGCGCGGCCCCCAGCCUCGGCUCCUCCCCGGGCCCGGCGGGCUCCAAGUGAGCGAGAGCGGCCGUUGCUGUCCCUGCCGCCGCUGCCCCUGCCCCUGCCCCUGCUGCCGCCGCUGCCCUCCGGGGGGUGGCCCGGCCCGCGCAGUCCAUGCGAUUCGGGAUUAAAGUUUGCGCUCGGCGCAGGAGUCCCCAAGAUGCCGUUCCACCCGGUGACCGCGGCGUUGAUGUACCGGGGCAUCUACACCGUGCCCAACAUCCUGUCCGAGCAGCGGCCCGUGGAGAUCCCGGAGGACGAACUGGAGGAAAUCCGCGAGGCCUUCAAAGUGUUUGACAGAGACGGUAAUGGGCUCAUCUCCAAGCAGGAACUGGGCACCGCCAUGCGCUCUCUGGGUUACAUGCCCAAUGAGGUGGAACUGGAGGUCAUCAUUCAGCGGCUGGACAUGGACGGUGAUGGUCAAGUGGACUUUGAAGAGUUUGUGACGUUACUGGGGCCCAAGCUGUCCACCUCAGGGAUUCCUGAAAAGUUCCACGGGACUGACUUUGACACCGUAUUUUGGAAGAAGGGCUUUGGCCAGCCAGCAGGCGGGCUUGCUGGGCUGACCCGCGACCUGGCCCCACAGUGCGAUAUGCAGAAGCUGACGGUGGACGAACUGAAGCGUCUGCUCUAUGACACCUUUUGUGAGCAUCUUUCCAUGAAGGACAUUGAAAACAUCAUCAUGACGGAGGAGGAGAGUCACCUGGGCACUCCUGAGGAGUGUCCAGUCGAUGUGGAGACCUGCUCCAACCAGCAGAUCCGCCAGACGUGUGUUCGCAAGAGCCUCAUCUGCGCCUUCGCCAUCGCCUUCAUCAUUAGCGUCAUGUUGAUCGCGGCCAAUCAGGUCCUGCGGAGCGGCAUGAAGUAGCUGACAGGUGGGGGGCUGGGAAUGGUGUGGCUGCCCUUGCCACACUCCCACCCCCCACCGAGCCAGCCUCACAGUGGCUGGGGCCUCCUGCCAGGCCCCAGGAACAGGAUGGUGCUGGGGGCUGUCCGGGGCCACGGCUGGCCAGAGCAUGUGGCCCUGGCCCCGGGGGCCCGGCCCAGCCCAGCCCACCACGCAUGGCUGUGGUGCCCAGCGCAUGCCAGUGCAUGGGGGGGGCCCUCCCCGGUGUAACUCUGAGUGAUGCAAUCCUGUGUGCGAUAGGAUAUAUUCUACCAUAAAAUAUAAUCUCUCUCUCUCUAUAUAUAUAUAUAUCUAUUUAUGAUAAAAAGAAAACACCAAAACCAUCUGUGAAGCAAUACAAGCCCCCUUCCCCUCCCCUCCUUUAACCCGUGGGCCAUGCAUGGAGCAAGGAUGAGAACUCGAGGCAGAUCUUCACCCUGGCCUGUGGAGCAGAGACCACGGUCCUCCUCCCAAGCCCUCCAUAGCAGAGGGCUCAGAGAAGGCAUCUGGGCAGCUGGACCCUCCCGGGGAAUGGACGUGAUGGGGGGAGGCGUCGGGCCCUGUACCGCAGAGGCUGAACGGGGUCAGGCCUGACCACCAGGAGGGCCCUGAAGCCAGUCUUCUACUCCGUUCCACCUCCAGGGAAGAGGGCAAGCCUUUGAGGCUGGGGGGAUUCUGGGAGAGGCCCCCCAUGCCUGUACCCACCCCCCUUCCCCUGUCUUGUCCCUACCCCUUCUGUAUGUCUGUUUCCUGAUGUGAUUGCUGGUUCUCUAGCCUGUAUGUAGCAUCACCUUGUUCCCGUCCAUUUGGGGGUGUUCAAUCUCAAUAAAGAUGGAAUUUAUAUAUGG